AUGCCCGUGUUCCAGGUCGCGAUUUGCCGUGAGCAUCGGAACGUAGUAACAGCCAAGUCCAUCGUAGCGCACGUCAAUUCGUACCACCGCCACUUGACCGCGCACGUUCGGCGGCGCAUCGCGGCGGAGGCGUCGGCGUUACGGGAUAGCGGUUCGUUAGCCGCCGACACCAGUGGGGUCCAAUUCCCCAGCAACGUCGUGCCGGCGAUCGACGGAUUGCCCGUGUGGAGCGAUGGCAAGAAGUGUAUACAGUGUGCGUAUAUCCGGCGUACGAGGCAGGACAUCCAGAGGCAUUGCCGGUCAGCGCAUGGUUGGAUCAACCCGAGAGGGCGUGGUAGGAAGCCCGGGGCAGGGCCGGUAGGUGGGUUAGGCGAGGUGUGGGUGGACGGUAUCCAUUGCCAACGAUUCGGCCGGACGGGCGCGCUGCAGCGUUUGUUCGAGGUAACGACGCCGGCGAACGCGGCCGUACGCGGGAGCAGGGGAGAGACGGCCGAUUUUCAAGCCGCCAUCCGCGCCGAGUUCGAGGCGGCGGCGCGGGCCAUCAAGGAGAAGGACGAGGCGGCAGCGGCGCUGAUCGGCGACCAGUCGAGGUUGUCGGCCAACAUGUGGGUGCGGCGGACGGGGUGGCCGCGGCAUUUGCGCGGGUUUGACCGCGAGUGGUUGGCAACGACGAUACGGCGGCCCGUGGUGGAGGAGGAGGAAGAAGUAGAGGAGGGGAACGGGGAGGGGGGCGGAGAGGACGGAGAGGAUGGAGAGGAGGUUGGAGGGCAGGGUGGGGAUAGGGAUAGAGAUGGCAGCGCCCGCAGCGAAGCCGCGUUGGCCGUCGUAUGGUUGGCCGUGGAAAGGGUGAUUUGGCGGGCGCAGAAGGCGUCGCAGGUCGAGGUGGUCGGGUCGGCGGCGGUGAAUUACAUCGAGCGGCGGGAGGUCGGCGGCGAGACGAACGAGAAGCCGUUCAACGCGGCGCAGAAGGGCACGACGAUGAUCAAGUACAGCGAGUCGUGGAAAGCGCUGAUGGCGUAUAUAUGGCGGACGUGGCGUUUGGAGCCGGUCGACGAGGGGGAUGAAGGGGAGGGAGAUGGGGACGAAGGGGACGAUGACGAGGGAGACGAGGGAGAGGGAGACGAUGAUGAGGGAGACGAGGGACACGACGGAGAGGGAGACGAGGGAGACGAGGGAGGCGACGGACACGGCGGAGUAGCGGGAGACGGCCAGCAGCAACAAGCCGGCAUCCGCGACCAACGGCCGGCGUACCAUUUCACCGCCCAGCAGGCGAAGACGUUCGACCAGGUACGUACGGCGGCGUACGCCAUACCGAGGAGCGAGGACCCCGACACGGGCGAGCUCGAGGGCCACGUGCUGGACUUUUUUAUCGCGUUGUUGGACCACGACGUGGGCGACAACGAGUACCAGAACGCGUUGUACAGCGGGUUGGCCGUGCUAGGGAUCCAGCCGGAGCAGGGAUGGCGGAGCGCGUUGUCGUACACAUCGGUGUUGUCGGCGGUGGUAACGGUGGCGCGCAUGUUGGUGUUGUACAAGGCCAAGCGGGCGCGCGAGGACGAGAUCCGGCAGCGGCGGCAGGUGGCGGGCGAGAGCGAGGCGGAGGCGCGGCGGCGGGCGCGGAGCCAUUUCGACCGGGUGCGGGAGAUGGUACAGCGGUUCAUGACGAUCAUCGCGUACGACGGGCGGCCGUCGCCGAUGGAUUCGGUAUUGCGGUUGCGGGCGUACGGCAAGGCGAUCCGGGCGAAUACGAACGCGGACGGGGUCGUGGACUGGCACGGGGACGAGUUGUUGUUGGGCCACGUGCAGUUCAGCAUGGCGUCGUUGCGGGCGAUGAUCCACGGGUUGUUGCAUUCGGCGCGGGUGCAGUUGCGCCGGUCCGUGUUGUUGUUGGACGUGGACGAGGAGGGCGAGGCGGCCGGGGGGGGCGGGGGGUUCACGGUAGGCACGGCGGCGACAGGGACGACAGCGGCGACGGCAUGGCCGGCGAUCCAGUGGGACCGGUUGGUAGACAACGCGGCCGAGACGAGGACGGGGUGGAGUUUUGUGGAGGACCGGCGGAACGAGGCGGCGUUCGGGGGCGUGGACGGGAAGACGUGGUUGGCCGGGCGGGUGGCCAGCGAGGCGCGGUUGCAAGGCGAGUUUUUUCGGGCGGCCGAGGGCGCGGGCGAGAGGCCGCGGUGGCGGAUGGAGCGGGUGUACGAGUACGGUAAGGCGAUGAAGGCGUUCCGGGAGCAGCUGUUGGUGUUGAUGCACAUGAGCGGCGGGCAGCCGGCACGCGGGACCGAGUUGGUGACGGUGCAGUAUAAGAACGGGGUGGACGGGGACGUACGCGGCUUGUUCAUCGAGGACGGGGCGGUCGUGUUCGUGACUAUGUACAGCAAGACGAUGGGGAUGAGUGCCAAGGCCAAGGUGAUCCACCGGUAUUUGCCGCGCGAGGUGGGCGAAUUGGCGGUGUAUUACGUGUGGUUGGCGAUGCCGUUUUGGCGCAUGGUAGUGCAGAGGGCGAGCGAGGGCGCGGCGAUUUGGGGUAGCCCAUACAUUUGGGAGCCGCAAGCCGACCAGGCGUGGGCGUUCCCGGAGAUCAAGGAGGAGGGUGGCAAGAGGGGCGGCAAGAGAAAGCAGAGAGCGGUAGCGCAGGGGGCGAGGAAGAAGAAGAAGAGAAGGAUACAGGCACCGGGACGAUCGGGGCCGUCGGCUAGCGCGGUAGGCGACGACGAAGAGGGAGAGGCGUUCGAGCGAGAGUAUGGAGGAGAGCACGGAGAAGAGGGGGCCGGGCAGGCGAUAUGGAGUCAGCCGGAUACGUGGAGUACGGACCGGAUCAGCCGGCAGAUCGGCAAGGUAUCGUCGCAGUACAUGGGGGAGAAGCUGAGCAUCUUGUCGUGGCGGCACAGCGUCAAGGCGAUUUAUCGGCGGUACAUCAAGAACAAGGCGAUCAUGGACAUCAUCCAGCACGCGGAUACGGCGGAGGGGGAGGACGAAGAGGGCCAAGAUCUCGCUGGGCGGCCGGUCGGGGACGCGUUCCACGGGCAGAGCGGGCACGGGGCGCGGAUUGGCGAGGGCAUUUACGGUCGUUCGAUGGACGAGUCGCUGUUCAGCACGGAGGCGCGGCGGAUCGGGUUCCGGCGGGUGAGCCGCGAGUGGCACGCGUUUUGCAUGUUUGAUUCGGUGUUGCGGGAGAGCGGCGGUGGUCGGGCGAGGCCGUCGCGGUUGACGGACGUAGCGCGGCAGGCGGCGGAGGAGGAGGAGCGGCGGUGGAUGAAGAUGCGGCAGGUGGACGUCGGGGCGGAGUUGCGGCGGAUGUUGGGGCCGUCGGCACGGUUCCGCGGGGUGCAGGAGGCGGCAUUGGGGGCGAUCAUGCGGCAAGAGAGCCCGAUCGUGGUGGUGAUGGGCACGGGCGGGGGCAAGAGCAUGUUGUUCAUGCUGCCGGCGGCGUGCGCGGCGGCGGCGGGCGGGUUAACGGUGGUGAUAGUACCGCUGGUAUCGUUGCGGGGUGAUAUCAAGGACCGGUGCGACGAGUUGGGGAUCGAG
Chaetomium globosum CBS 148.51 is the source of this 3528-nucleotide messenger RNA. RefSeq lists its product as uncharacterized. Lineage: Eukaryota; Fungi; Ascomycota; Sordariomycetes; Sordariales; Chaetomiaceae. The annotation marks the transcript as partial. The transcript has a single exon. The record is from RefSeq and is a predicted model, not a curated record. Gene Ontology annotation, molecular function: nucleic acid binding; ATP binding.